AUGGCUUGGUCCGAAUCGCGAGUCAUUUGCAGACGGCACCCAGAGGAAAUCCCACAGCCAGGGGUUUGCCCAGCCUGUCUGAGACAGAGGUUGUCCGAAAUCGUCGCCGGCAAUUCAAGGCUAUUGACCGGCGACCACAGCUAUUACUAUUCGCCUGAUUCUCCUUCGAUUUCCGGUUCGCCUGCGUAUAUCUACGGCUGCUCCGAUUCCGGCGGAUGUCCUUCGCCCGCGGUGGAGAUCCGCCGCCGCGGGCGACGGCGGAUUGCUUCGGAUGUGAUGGACUCGAUUUAUAUGGCGAUCAGUGGUGGGAAUGGGUUGAAAAAGAGUCGGUCCAUGGCGUUUGCGUCGAGGAGUGUUGUGGGGGAUGGAGAUGGCGGCGGCGGCGGCGGCGUGAAUAGGAAGAAGAAAUUAGGGUUUUGGAAUAAGCUGCUGCUGAGGACUACUGGAAGGAAAUCAAAAUUUUGA
This is a messenger RNA of Striga hermonthica, 465 nucleotides long. NCBI's taxonomy places the organism in Eukaryota, Viridiplantae, Streptophyta, Magnoliopsida, Lamiales, Orobanchaceae. The record is from the annotation of a GenBank genome assembly.